GCAAUUACGGUAGCCGGAAAGGACCAAAAGCCUGUCGUGCCGGCUAACCCACGUGCAUUCGUGGUUUGUUGUCAUUCGUACAGUAGUGUUACCAUUGAUCCCGUAGACCUUUUUUCAUUAACCUGCUUGUGUAAUUAGCUUAAAAUGAACUCCAGGACAAACGGAGAAGCAGAUGAAGAUGUUGUGUUUCUCGAACACGUUUUGGACAAGCUUUAUGACUUUGGUAAUGGACCAGCAUCACAAAAGAAGAUCAAGUCUCAGAAGAAGAAAAAACGAAAAAGAUGUGCGGAGGAGGAAGCGGAGGAAGAGUUCCCUGCAGUCAGGGAUACCAGCAGCGACACUGAAGACGUCACAGCAGGUCGCGUUGGCGCUGAACACCAGCAGAAGCAACCAAAGACCGAGCAGACGGGUCCAGCUGACCAGCAGAUGAGCCAGGUGGAGGUCAUCACAUUUCAGGACCCCAGAAAGAAACUGAAAACCAAGCAGACACCAGCCCCCAGCAAAGUGCCUAUAACCGAGAAGAAGGACAACAGCCAGCUAGAAGAACUCAACCUGGAAAAGGCUCGUCUGGAGGUUCAUCGGUUUGGAAUCACGGGUUAUAAGAAGGAGCAGCAGCGUGUUUUUGAACAGGACAGAGCCGUCAUGCUGGGAGCCAGACCUCCUAAGAAGGACUACAUCAACUACAAGAUAAUGCAGCAGCAGAUCAAAGAGAAGAAGCAGAAAGCAAAGGAGGAGGUUCAGCCGGACCUGAAGAAAAAGAAGAAGCAGAGUAAUCAAAGGGACAAUAACAAGAAGAAGGUGUCCUCUGGCUCUGGCACGGCCCCCACAGGUCAGGUGGGCCGCUUCAAGAACGGCAUGUUAAUCCUCUCUUCCAAGGAGAUCCAGAAAAUCAAAGGCAACAAGCAAAGAAAAUAAGUGUGGGUGGAAGAUUAAAUCCUCCAGGAUGGGGAAAGUGCAAGCAGACCAAGAGGACGACCUCGUUUCUAAGGCUCGGCUCCCUGCGGGACUGAGUGCAGCAUCACGAGGAAGUAAGUCUGAUUUCCAGAGGACACGUCCCUCGUCUGCGGUAAAAUAUGAGACUGUGUUAACUGGUGACAACACUGCUGAGUCAACAAUCCAAUUUAUUGAUCUCCAAAAUGGGCCCUGAAAGUACACCGUGGCAGCACACAAAACUGGAGAUUGUGUCAAAUCAUAUUCCAUCACAGUUAAUUUAUUGUGUUUUUAUAAAUGACCAGAAAAAGAA
Molecule: messenger RNA, 1243 nt
Organism: Scatophagus argus
Lineage: Eukaryota; Metazoa; Chordata; Actinopteri; Scatophagidae
Gene: fsaf1
Product: chromosome 19 C1orf131 homolog
Exons: 9
Coding region: 145-915 (256 amino acids)
Source: RefSeq, a predicted model, not a curated record